Helobdella robusta is the source of this 1026-nucleotide messenger RNA. RefSeq lists its product as hypothetical. The record is from RefSeq and is a predicted model, not a curated record. Bases 1 to 1026 code for a protein of 341 amino acids. The transcript has 4 exons. Gene Ontology annotation, molecular function: catalytic activity. NCBI's taxonomy places the organism in Eukaryota, Metazoa, Annelida, Clitellata, Rhynchobdellida, Glossiphoniidae.
AUGGAAAUGGAAAGUGGUACGUUUACCUGCAAGAAAACAAUAAGUUUGAUUAAUGGACGUGUUGGCACUUGGUAUUGCUUGGAACAGUUGGUAAAGGUACAAUAUGUUAAAUUUUGCAGAUUCGGACUUGGAAACAAGAAAUAUAAUACUAAUAAGAAGAUGGUUAGGAUUGGUCUGUUGAAUGUCAGAUCUAUCAACAAUAAGGUUGAUGAUGUCUAUGGAAUGAUUUAUGAUGGCCUCAACAUACUGGUUCUGUGUGAAACAUGGCACGGGACCGAAGGUAAUAUUUCCGUUAGAUUAGCUAUGCCACCUGGUUUCACAUUUGUGGAUUUUGUCAGGCCGCAUGAUCCUGGUCAAGGGGGUUUGUUUGAAGCUCUGGCCAUCAGAUUGAAGAUUGGAAUUGAUCAGUUCUGUUUAAUUGCCCUCUACAGACCUGGCUCGGAACAGACGACUUCAUUAUUCUUUGAAGAGUUGAUUUCUAUGUUAGAGUUUAUUACAAUGUCGGAGGCUCAUGUCGUACUUACGGGUGAUUUUAACAUUCACGUUGAAAAAAGGGAUAGUCUUUUCACUCUACGACUACAUGAGAUACUUGAUAUGUUCCAGUUGGUCAAUCAUGUGUCGGGAGGUACGUUAGACCUAGUAAUUUGUUCACAGAAUUUUCCAAUUUUUGAUACUAAGAUUGACCCGUGUUCGGUAUACUCUGACCACAGUUACGUAGGUGUGAGAGUGGCGUUGAAUCAAGUCAGACCAAAAUUGGUGAAAGCAUGUGUCAGACCGUGGAAAGAUCUGAACGAAAAAUGUUUUGUUGAAGCACUAGCGAACUUUCCUGUGGCAAACAAAUGUCAAUCUGAUGAUGGCAGCGGACGAGAAAAUGAAAAAAUAUGGGAACGCCCUCCUCUCGAUGGAAUAUGUAUCGAGGUUCUCGGCCCGAUGGACCCCAACACCCUUAAAUUUCUUAAGGAAAUAUGUAAAAUGAUCAGCGUCAGAUCAGGCGACAGCAGGAUGAUCCCGAGAAGGUGGUGGUGA